CCUUCUAGGGUUCAGGAAGAUUUGAUUUUUUUUAUAAACCUAAUGAUUUGACAUUUUUGAAAAUUUGUGCUCACAUUAGGUAAAUGCUUAUGGUUUGUAAUGGAAUCUCCUUGAGAAACAUCUCCAUGGAUAUUGAUCUUGAGCAGCCUUCUGGCUUAGAAGAGAAAUUGAAUGCAAAUUUGAACACAAGUGUAAAAGUAAUGACCAGAAUUCCUUCUUUGGAAAGAGUUGCAUGUGGUAAAAGUAUCAUAGGAUCACAGGAUGCUAAUAAUGCCUACUCCAACGAGCAGAUGAGAAAUCUUGAGCCACAGAUUGGUAUGGAAUUUGAAACUAAGGAAGCAGCGUAUUGUUUCUACAGAGAAUAUGCAAGGUCUUUUGGAUUUGGCAUUACGAUCAAAGCGAGUAGGCGGUCCAAGAAAUCGGGAAAAUUCAUUGAUGUAAAGGUAGCAUGUUCUAGAUUUGGUAGUAAAAGGGAGUCAAAUACGUCUGUUAAUCCGCGUUCAUGCCCUAAAACUGGUUGCAAGGCAAGUAUGCAAAUGAAGAGAAGACAGGAUGGGAAAUGGUUUAUAUAUGGUUACACAAACGAGCAUAACCACGAGAUUUGUCCAGACGACUUCCAAUUUAAUGUCAAGGGGAGAAACAAGCCCGACCUAAAACUUUCUCAAAAGAAGGGACUUCAGUUGGCUUUGGAUGAGGAAGAUGUUCAAAUUUUAUUAGAUUAUUUUGUGUCUAUGCAAGCCGAGAACCCUAAUUUCUUUUAUGCAGUAGAUCUGGACGGGGAAAGUCGUAUGGAAAAUGUACUCUGGAUUGAUGCUAAAACUAGACACGAUUAUAAGUAUUUUUCUGACGUGGUCUUUUUCGACACGACCUAUGUUAAAGAUAGAAGAUACAAAGUCCCAAUAAUUCCCAUCUUUGGAGUGAAUCACCAUCUCCAUUUGAUGCUGUUAGGAUGUGCACUGGUUGGUGAAGAGACGACUUCAACUUUCGUCUGGCUCAUGAGAACAUGGCUUAGAGCAGUUGGGGGUCAAACCCCGAGUGUGGUUCUUACUGAUGAAGGGAAAUUAUUAGAAGAUGCUGUUGUGGAGGUGUUUCCUAAGGCACGACACUGUUUUUGUUUGUGGCAUGUCCUAGAAAAGGUUUCCAACAAUUCCGAAAAUUUCCUGAUGGAAUUUACAGAAUGCAUAAAUGAAUCCUGGUCGGAAAAUGAAUUUGAAAUUAGUUGGUUUAACAUGGUCCACAAAUUCGGGCUGCAGGAUAAUACUUGGUUCGAGUCGAUUUAUGGAAAUCGCAGAAAGUGGGUUCCUGCCUACAUGAAUGAAGUGUUUUUUGGAGGGAUAAGUACGGCAGACCAAACCGAGAGUGUAACUUCUAUCUUUACUGGAUACAUUCACAAAGAGUCAACAUUCAAGGAGUUCAUUGAACAGUAUAAACUUCUUCUAGACACAAUAUACAAGGAAGAAAACGAAGCUGAUUCCACAUCAUCUCUAAAAUCUGUUUCGCCACUUGAGAAACAAAUGUCAACCCUUUAUACACAUACAGUAUUCAAGAAAUUCCAAGAGGAGGUUUUGGGAAUAGAUGCGUGUAGUGUGCAUAAAGAAUGCGAAGAUGACGAGACAAGUGUAACCUUUCGUGUCAAUGAUUUCGAAAAGAGGCGGAAUUUUAUUGUUUCAUGGAAUGAUACAGAGUCACGUAUUUUUUGUUUAUGUCGCACUUUUCAAUAUAAAGGAUUUCUUUGUAGACAUUCUAUUGCGGUACUCCAGAUGUUGAACAUCUCCAGUGUUCCAUUGAGAUACAUACUGAAGCGGUGGACUAGAGGUGCAAAGAAUGGGCAAACCAUGUCAAAGACAAUUCAGAGUAGUAGUAGGGUACAACGAUUUAAUGAUCUUUGUAAACGAGCUGUCAAAUUGGGAGAAGAAGGGUCAUUAUCUGAGGAAUCAUUUGAUAUCAUCCUUAAUAUCCUAGAUGAAGCUACAGAGCGGUGUGUGGUUAUGAACCGUUCUGUAAGGAGUAGUUUAGAUCCUAUACCAUUGCCCACUCGGUGUUCCCCAAACGAUGAAGGAAAUAGUACAGGCAAGAGUUUGACCAAAAAAAACAAAAGGAGAGUGCGGAAGAAGCAGCAGGAACAUUUGAACUCAGAAGCUACCUGUCUUGAUCACGUGUAUGUUCCCCAGAUGGUUCAAGGAACGGAGAUCGGUUCCAGAAUAUCAGCUCCUGAUGUCUAUUAUGAUGCUCAACAACUUUUACAUGAAGCGGGACAACUCAACUUCAUGUCUUCUGCUUGCGAUGGGGUUUAUAGAAAUCAACAGGACAUUUUACCCCUGGUAUGUUCUAAACCCAUGUCUAUAUAG
This is a messenger RNA of Impatiens glandulifera, 2348 nucleotides long. RefSeq names its product protein FAR1-RELATED SEQUENCE 2-like. The transcript has 4 exons. Gene Ontology annotation, biological process: regulation of DNA-templated transcription. Gene Ontology annotation, molecular function: zinc ion binding. NCBI's taxonomy places the organism in Eukaryota, Viridiplantae, Streptophyta, Magnoliopsida, Ericales, Balsaminaceae. The record is from RefSeq and is a predicted model, not a curated record. Bases 84 to 2348 code for a protein of 754 amino acids.